Molecule: messenger RNA, 887 nt
Organism: Periconia digitata
Lineage: Eukaryota; Fungi; Ascomycota; Dothideomycetes; Pleosporales; Periconiaceae
Source: the annotation of a GenBank genome assembly
UAAGAUGCAGUGCCAUCAGCAAACAGUGAAUUCAUCAUCCACUUCAGCAUCCAACUCACAACCAAACAACGUUUCCUUUCCGUUUCUCUUUCUCUUUCCAAUUUCCUGUCUCCUUGUCUCCUUGUCUCCAUCUCAUUCACUGAAAAAGUCUUUUUCCAACACACUCUCUACAUCUGCUGCGCAGGUUUCGUUCCGAUCAUCUUCAAACCACUUGCUCGACCAGCUCGAACUUCCCAAUCAAACGACUAUCCUUUUCAAAUCCUUCUUUUUUCGACACAUCAACCAAAAUGCCUGUCCCAAGCUACGGUGCCGCUCCCAUCAGCAAGCUCUUCUUGCUUGUGCGCAUGCUGCAAGUUCUUUCCAUGGUUAUCAUCAUUGGCAUUACUGCCAACUUCAUCGGCAACAUCGUCAGCACAGGUGUCGAGCCGCCCAAAGAGUUUGUAGGCACAAUCAGUGUGACUUGCAUCGCUACCCUAUACAUCAUGGUUAGCAUUGCCUUUUUCUGGUCGGGCGCGAAUCUUGGACUGCUUGUCAUGUCAGGGAUCGACUCUCUGCUUCUCAUUGCCUUCAUUGUGGUGGCUGUUACUGUCGGAAAGCCCGUCUCUUUCCUCAACUGCUACGUCAUCGGCAAGGCUUCUGAAGAAGUUGAUGCAGCCUACGCAUUUGCCUUUACCAAUUCGGUCAAGAACAACCUCAACACUAUGGGAGACAAGCUGAGCUUGAGCCACUGGGCCGGCGUGACAAAGUCCAACUGCUUCCAAGCUAAGACGGUCUGGGGUCUUGGAAUUGCGCUCUGCAUUCUCUUCACCACCUCAUGCGUUCUUCUCCCUGCUCUCUUUUACAAGAACAAGAAGGCCAAUGCUCCCCCCAAGACCGUCGAGGCUUAA